Molecule: messenger RNA, 1166 nt
Organism: Corylus avellana
Lineage: Eukaryota; Viridiplantae; Streptophyta; Magnoliopsida; Fagales; Betulaceae
Biological process (GO): male meiotic nuclear division; female meiotic nuclear division
Source: RefSeq, a predicted model, not a curated record
UGACCCCCCUUCAUUUCCCGAAUCCCAAAAAGCACCCACUUUUAAUUUCUUCUUCCCCAUUGCAGUUGACUGACUACUGCUUCUAAAAUCAUCCCAAUUCUCUCUCUCCACCCCCCCUCUCCCUUUUCUAGCACAUAAAUACAACCCCAUUUCCCAUUGCUUACAAACAAGAAAGAUGGGUGAGCUUCACUCCCUGGCUUACACUAGCUCUUCCCUAGGUUGGGAUUUCCACGGCCACAACCACAACCACAACCUUGGAGUUCCCAACGCAGACAGUAUGUCUUUAGUUAUGGAUGGUGGAGAACUAGAAGCACCCUUCUACUCAUCUCUGGACUCUGAUUUUUCUACCGGCUAUUUGGAAGACGCCUUGCUUGAAUUUAGCGAGCGAACCAAACGAAGACGCUUGCUCUUGUAUACCGAUCAUGAAACUGAUAGUUCCAAGGAUCUUGAAAAGAGCUUCUGGAAUUCGAACUGUCCAUGGGGAAUGUCAGAGAGUAUAUAUUCCGUGAGCCAGUUAAACAGUUUCAAUCAACUCUCAGAUGAGGCUAGGGGCACAUCAAUAAGCAGAAUCAGCGAGGAAGCUGCAAAUAUAAAAACCCCAGAAGAGGCCCCUGAAGCUACAGAUUCUUCAUCAUCUUCUUACAGAGACCUCGCAAACACCAAGUCCAUCAACAACAAUGAAACCCUAUUCUCCAUAGCUCCUUCUGGAGAUCAGUCGUGGUCAUGUGAUAAGAAAAGCAAGAAGGUGAUUACAGGGGUGGUGUAUCCAUUUGCAGUGGUGAAACCAGGAGGGGUUGAAGGAGACAUAACCUUAAACGACAUAAACGAGAGGAUCCUAAUGCCACCAACAAGGCCGGUAAGGCAUCCGGUGGGGGACUUUGCAUGUCGGCCAUGUGUGUCCCCCGAUGGUCCUGGGCUUUCCGGGAAAGCUGUGGUGGCCCUUACGAGAAUCCAGACACAAGGGAGAGGCACGAUCACUAUUAUCAGAACUAAAGGUUAAGAGAGAAGUGACCAUUCUUUCAGCUUUUGCUCUUUUAAGUUGUGCAUGCUUGUUUCAAAACUUUGAAUUGUAUAGAUGAGAUAGAUCAUAUGUAAUGUAUUAAUAUAUAUGUAAUGUAAUGUUUUUUGUUGGACCGGUUUCAUACAUAAUUGUUCCUGUUUUUAAA